GCAGAGCAGGACAAGAUAUGCCCUUUCCUCGCCUGGUGGCAGUGCUGUGCUGGUACACUGCAGGGUGCAGUUGGCCUUUUGGGGCUGACAGAGCACACUGCUGAUUCGUAUUCUGCUUGUCACCAACCAGAACCCCCCCCCCUCAUCCCUUUCUGUGGGACUGCUCUCCAAACUCUCAUCCCCCAACUUGUCCAUAGAUCCAAGGUUGUCCCAUCCAAGGUGUAGAACUUUGCACUUGCUCUUGUUAAAGGUCCUGUGGUUGGUGACAAGCUGAAUACGAGUCAGCAUUCUAUUCCUCUGUCAAGACCUCUUUGCAAGGCCUUUCUGCCCCAGUUUGGUUUCAUCUUCAAACUUCCUUAGUAUACCUUCAAGUCCUUUAUCCAACUCACUGAAGAGAACUGCCCCUAAAAAGAAGCCUUGAGGAAGCCCACCAGUGACUGCCUGUCAGCCCAAUGUAUCCUGAUUAUUACAAUCCUUUGAGCCAACCUAUUAGCCAGUUGUUCACCCAUCACGUUACACUUUAGUCUAGGUGUGUCCUCCCCAUUUUGUCCAAUAGGGUGCUGUGAGAAACAGUAUUUUGCUGAAAUUGAGAACAGAUUAUACCAAGUGGCUUCCAUUGGACAACUACAUGGGUAAUGCUGCAAAAGGAAAUUAAUUUUCUUCAGUUCAACUCUCGUGCUGCUCAGCCCAAUGGAGGAGCUGCUCUGCCCCUCCUGAACCAGCCCUGUGCCCCUCUGCACAUCCCAGCAGGGAAAAUCGUGGCAGAUAUAUAAGACUGCCAAUCAUUAAAAAGGGACCCUUAACAAGGGUCCCUUUUUAAUGAGUCCUUUUUUAAUGAGUGUGUUGUAAAAGCCUGCACUACACCAUAACUCAGUGUUUAAUUGUCCUUUUUAACAUAAAAAAUACGUUUAAAGGCAGUGGGUAGCUACAGUGAUAUUUUGAAACCAAAAUGGUAGCACCACUUCCUUCUCUGUAUUGUUCUUUCUGUUCUAUGGUUUUGAUUUCAUUGUUUUUUGUUACUUGUUACCUGUUUCUCUUAUCUGAGGUUGAGUUUAUUGCCAAAAUCUCUCUUUUUUAAAUUCUUAAAUUUUUAUUAGGGACAUUUUUUUUCUGAGGCUUUUUUUUGUAUUAAUGUUAUGUAAGAUCGGAUUUAAUAUCUUGCUGCUUUUUCUUACAGAGCAAUUCUUUCCCAAUUCAGUAUUCUCUGGUGGCUGAGCUCACUAGUAUUACUUGCUCUGCUUGUUCUCACUGGGAUUUAUUCCUGAAGUAAUUUCUCCUCUGCAGAUUAUGGAUAGGCAACAUCAAUCCUAUUUUCAUUUUCAGGAAGGUGUGAAUUGGCUUAUCCAGAUUUUAAAUGAUUUGAUAUUUACAACUAUUCAGAGUAAACCUGUAAGCACAGAGCUACCAUUUAUUGAAUGUGGAGAUCCAGAUAAAUAUCAGAGGAUGAAGCAGAUUCCAUCUCCAAGGAUUUUGGCAACACAUCUGAAUUAUGAUUUCCUCCCGAAGUCUAUUUUCAAGAACAAAGCCAAGAUACUAGUGUUGUUUCGAAACCCUAAAGAUACAGCUGUUUCAUUUUUUCAUUUCCACAAGAAUGUGCCAAGUGUCCCCAGUUACAGCUCCUGGGAUGAGUUCUUCUCAGAGUUCAUGAAUGGGAAAGUUGGCUGGGGAUCUUAUUUUGACCAUGCAGUCACCUGGAACAAACACAUUGACGAUGAGAACACUAUGAUUGUAAUGUUUGAAGACCUGAAAGAGAAUCUGGCUUCUGGUGUAAAGCAAAUAGCAGAAUUCUUUGGAUUCUUCCCAACAACAGAGCAGAUCCAGUCCAUUGCAGACAGGGCUACUUUCCAGGCAGUGAAGAACAAGGCUCAGGAGACUCAUGGUGCUGUUGGCACAGUUCUUUUCCGCAAAGGUGUUGUUGGGGACUGGAAAAAUCUUUUCACUGAAGCUCAGAAUCAGGAAAUGGAUGCCAAAUUCAAAGCAUGCUUAGAAGGAACCAAGCUGGGAGCAAAGCUAAAAUAUGAUGUGUACUGCAAGGCCUGAGCUUCUGUUAAGGAGAAGUCUAACAUCUAGGCUGCAUUUUGUUCACUUUCAUGUAAUCAAAGAGAAAUUAGAACAAUAUCUGAUCUGAAAUUUUAAAAAAUCUGUCUAAUUUGCAAACAUGUUUGUGCUGUCUUGCACAAGCAAUCCUCAUUCUUACAGUUUAUAGUGUCAUUGACUUGACUGAUUUCUCUUGUUUUUUAAAACUGAUUUUUAGCCAUGAUUUUGUGUGAAAUUUAUAUGCAGUAGUUGAACCUGCUGAAAUCACUGGAAAUGUGUUCGGUAAGUUGGAAGUGACCUUCCAUGAGAUUUUUUAAGCCAAUCAUUAGGUGUCUUCUUGAUUUUCAGAUUUGGAAAUGUGUAGUAUUUCGGUUUAAAGUGAAAUUUCAGAAUGUUUUUUGUUGUAGUUGUUAUCACUUUCUCUGUAAGUUAGAAAGUUUCCACCUCUUUUGACAUGAAUAUUUUUCAUUGCUUUGGAAUAAAAAACGAUGAAUGUUAGUGGAAGUUCUAACUGAGCAAUUGAAGGGGCAGAAGUUGCUCGUGGAAGUUGGAGUGAGGAUUGAAGAACAAAGUAAACCAAAGACUAAACCAAACCAAAUCAGAAUGAAUUGUUUUAAUACCAAACAAGUGAAGUUGAUGAAGUUUUCAAACUAAUCCCAAGAUCCGUGUAAGUGGAAAAUACAGCUGUGUUCCUUAUGUAUUUGCUUCAGCUGUAAUAGGCCCUACUGGAACAGUAGGUUAAUGUCAUUGUUAAGAAAUAUAUAAAAGGAAAUUCAAAAGAUUCUGAUUGAAGAUGAUGUUGAAAAAGGAAUACUAAUCUCUAGUAAAGCAGGUUGCAUGAAUUGCUUGACCAAUAACAGCCAUUCUACCUGCUUAAACUGCCAUCUUUUUCCAUUUAAGAUUUUUCUGAAGUAUUCCAGGACAGUUAAAGAGAAAAUUCUGUAUCAAGAUGCUAAAUAGACUACUUUUAUGUUUUUACACCUUUAGAUCAGCAAGAUUAUUUAAGAUAAGGCUGCUUAGCCAUAUGAAGUAAUGUUUUAUAGAUGACAUUCUUACAUUAAUAAUCUGCAGCCACUUCUCAGCACAUUCAGUCAGUGAUUACCAGCCAAGAAUGAGCAUUAAAGCAUAUUGAAUAUAAGACUGUUUAGUGUGAGGGGCAGCUGAUUUGUUUGCAGCUGUGUGUUUUAGUUUCUGUUCUGUUAAAAAUGAAAGCACAUCUGAAAUCUAAAUGUCAUGUCACUAGAGAAAGAGAGAAUUUUUACCUUCCUCAAACACAUUCAGAAUGGAAAAGCACUGUGAAAUGUUUUCAGAUGGUGGCAUUGAAGGUCAAACCCAAUAGCCCAUAUUGUUCACAGCUUCGACAGCAGCUAAACAAAACAAACAAACAAACAAAACACAUCCCAACAGAAAAAUUAAACUCCUCAUUGUGGAAAAUCACCACUCAUAUAUUCUAUUCUUUCAGCCAUAUGCAUAGACAACAGUUUUGGUUCUACAUUUUCCAUUUAUAUUUUGUAUUAUGUAUAUGUGUUCCCCUUUAUACUUGUUCUUAUGGAUCUUGUAGUAAAACUUUAAGUGGUAUUUUAACACAUUAAAGAAUAUGUCUUUCAUUUGCCUUUCAAAGAAGAAAAUUUUCACUCCCUGACUACAGGCUUUGACUUUAUUAUUAUUAUUUUAUUUUAUUUUAUUUUAUUU
This is a messenger RNA of Lagopus muta (rock ptarmigan), 3729 nucleotides long. It is a transcript of the gene SULT6B1, whose product is annotated as sulfotransferase family 6B member 1. Lineage: Eukaryota; Metazoa; Chordata; Aves; Galliformes; Phasianidae. The coding region runs from base 1288 to 2040 and encodes 250 amino acids. Gene Ontology annotation, molecular function: sulfotransferase activity. Gene Ontology annotation, biological process: sulfation. Gene Ontology annotation, cellular component: cytoplasm. The transcript is spliced from 7 exons. The record is from RefSeq and is a predicted model, not a curated record.